CAGAAGUUACUGAUUAUAAAUUUAGGAGGCCAUGGACGAGAGUCUCAGCUGUUUCAGUUUGGGGAAUGACAGAUAGCUCAAUCUUGGACCAGUGGAAAGCAAGUCUCACUGUGGAGGACUUCCUUGAGAAGAAAAUAAUUACAGGAAUGGUGACUCCAAUUAACUGUGAAUUUGAAGGAAUUGUUCCAAGUUCAAACCCAGAUUCCCAAAUUGAAGUUGAGGAAGCCAGCUUACAUACCUAUAAGGACUACAGUGAAGUCUUUACCCCUAUUAGCUGUGUAGAAAAAUGUCCAGCAUUUCAAGCACAGGACCAAGAUUUGCUUAUUGAUGCUGAAGAAUUAAUUUUCACAAAUAAUUUGAUGGCCUAUAAAAGUCAUCUACCAACCGUGCAUUCUCUGUUGAGUAGGCUAAAACCGUUUUCGAUAAAGGACCCCCUUUUAGAUUUCAAAGAACAGGUCUUCAGAGAAGCUGAUUUUUUCAGGGAAUGCUUUCCUUUUCAAGGAGAUUUUAAAGAUCUUAUGAAAGAAGAUUCUUACAUGGAUAAAGAGAACUUUUGUCAGGAGAAGCUAGAAGAUACAGUAAGUUUAAAUGAACCAUCAAUGUUUUCUGAGUGUGAAUUAAUACCUCCAAGCCUUGAACAAGAAGUUGGUAUGCCAUCACUUUCAGAACUGAAGGAGUCAUUAAACUUAGUGCCAGAAAUAAUAACUUAUGAAGAUGAAAGUGAACACAAAAAACUUUUCAAAAGAGAUCUUACUAACAAGCACGCAGUUGACAUUGAGGAUAUAAAAUGCAGCUCCACGGAGAUUUUGGUCAUCCAAAGCCAAUGCGAACCAGAGCGCCAUGAACCAGAAGAGUUAGAAAUGCCAUUACCUUCUCUACACCUAACAAACCAACAUUCUUCUGUGAAUUCCUUAUGUACAAGACUUCAGACAUUUCCACUUUCUCCUGUUUGUAAAACUAAUUUGCUUACUGCUGAAAAAUCAGCUGAUGAAGACUGUGUGGUGGGGCAACCAGAAAGCUGCAGAAGCUCUUUGAACUCGUUUUUGCUUCCAGUGCCAAGAAUGGAAGAGUCCAACAGUCAACAUUCAGCUACAGAUUUGAAAGAGAUAUUUUCAAUUGAAGAAGAAAGCCUUGUGGUUACUCCUGUAGGCCCAGAGUGUUGGAAGCAAACAGGACUAAAUCUGACUAAAACUUUGGAACAUCUGACUACAUCUUUCAGUCAUCGGGAUCUAUCUUCUGAUGAUACUAAAAUUGAGACAUUUUUGCCUACAAAAGUACCUGAAUUAGAAUCAUGGCUAGACCAUGAAAGUUGUCCUCCCUCACCUACUGUACUUAUCCAUGAGGAAUCUACAAGUGAUAAUUUAUCACUUCGGCAACAAAGUUCAUCUCCGGCAAAAGAAAGACCAGAUCUGUGUUUUUCUGAUGAGCGUUUCUCUGUUCAAAGUCCAACAAAAGAUGCAAAGCCAGAGGAGGGUCAAGAACUGGUUCAUCGGCUAACCCACGAUAAAGAAAAGAGUGAUUGCCUGGGGCUUGACUGCGCAGUGCCAUCCCCAGAAUUGCCUUCCUCUUCAAAAACUGAAAAAGCACCUUUUCUGCUUGGUGAAAGACGGGAGGGUGGUUUGGACCUUCUGAGUGACUUUAUUAUGAUGCGAAAUAAGCAUAAAAUUUGCACCUCAAAGACUGAAGUCACAGAUAGUGAUGAAAAAAAUGAAUUUCCAGAUAAAGAAGAACAUCCUUUGACUCUUCAAGAAGAAAGUCCCAUUGUUUGUACUGAUAAAACUCUAGAGAAAAUAAAUCAGGAAAGGGGAGCAGAUAAUGUCAUUGAGAUUCAAGCAUCAGAUAGCCAGUGCCAAGCCUACUGUCUUCUGGAAGCAGCAGCUACCCCUAUCUUAAAAAAACUGGGAUGCCUCUCUACUCUCCCUGUUGCUAAUUGGAAAUUUGCCACCGUUAUUUUUGACCAAACAAGAUUCCUCUUAAAGGAACAGGAAAAAGUAGUAAGUGAUACUCUUCAUCAAGGUACAAAUGAUGAAAGAGAAACAGCAUUUAAGCAUGCUGGUCUUUUACACCUUCUGGUCACAAUUCGAGAUGUCCUUCUAACAUGUGACUUGGACACAGCAUUGGGAUGUUUAUCAAAUGCAAAAGUUGUAUACAAAAGCAUUUUAGGCUCCUAUUUGGAUGACAUUUGGAGACAGCUAGAGAUCGUACAGUUUAUAAGGGAAAGAAAACCUGAAAUCAAUUACAGAAUACAAGAAUUGCAAUGUCAGAUACUGAAUUGGAUGCAAAGUAAACAGCAAAUUAAGGUGCUGAUUAUAAUAAGAAUGGACUCAGAUAGUGAAAAACACUUAAUCCUUGAAAUCCUUAGCAAAAUAGAAGGUUUAACACUGACUGUCUUACAUUCCAACAAAAGAGAAGAUUUUCUGGAAUCUGAAGGUGUUUUAAAUGGCGCAAGUUCCUGUGUGGUAGUACAUAAUCAACACAUUGGAGCAGAUUUCCCCUGGAGUAGCUUCUCUUGUGUGGUGGAAUACAAUUACGUAGAAAACUCUUGUUGGACUAACCACUGCGAAAAACUGAAUAUCCCAUACAUGGCCUUUAAAGUGGUGCUUCCAGACACAGUUUUGAAGAGAAGCAACUUGCUGGAUAGUUUUGGUGGUUUUCUUUUGGAAAUUCAGAUUCCAUAUGUGUUUUUUGCAUCUGAAGGACUUCUUAAUACUCCAGAAAUACUUCAGUUGCUAGAAUCCAACUAUAACAUCACACUAGUGGAGAGAUGCUGCAGUGAGUCGUUGAAAUCCUUUGGAGGUACAGAGUGUUAUGUAGUAGUGACAGUUGAUGAACACACUGCCAUAAUUUUGCAGGACCUAGAAGAAUUGAACUGUGACAAGGCAUCAGACAACAUCAUCAUGAGGCUGAUGGCAUUAUCAUUCCAGUACAACUAUUGUUGGAUAAUUUUAUAUGCCAAAAAAACAUUAGACUCAGAGUACUAUCUUACAGAAAAGACGCUUCAUCACCUAGCACUGAUUUAUGCAGCUUUAGUUUCAUUUGGGCUGAAAUCGGAAGAACUGGAUGUAAAGCUUAUAAUUGCUCCAGGAGUGGAAGAGACUGCAUUGAUAAUUCGACAAAUUGCUGACCACAAUUUAAUGACCUCCAAGAGAGAUCCUCAUCAAUGGUUGGAUAAAUCUUGGCUUGAAGUUUCACCAUCUCAGGAAGAAAUGUACUUACUUGAUUUUCCAUGUAUUAACCCAUUGGUGGCUCAGCUCAUGUUAAAUAAAGGACCUUCGAUACACUGGAUACUAUUAGCAACUCUUUGUCAACUUCAGGAACUCCUACCUGAAGUUCCAGAAAAAGUGUUGAAGCAUUUUUGUGACAUCACUUCCUUAUUCAAGAUUAGUUCUUCUUCCACUACAAAAUCACCUGAAACUUCAUCACCCCAGGAAAGUAGGAAUCAGACCAGUACUUUCCCUUCUCAGAGUCCAGCUUCUGACUCUUCAGACUCUGUCAUUCAAGAACAUAAUGAAUAUUACCAGCAUUCAGACUUAGGAGAGAUGGUGCAGGAAGCCACAAACAGCACCUCAAAUAACUCUCCCCUUUUGGAACUAAGAGAAAGAGAAAUGCCCUGUGUUUCACCACCUGUGACUUCUUACAGUCAGACCAGCUAUUGGAAAGACUCCAGUUGUAACCCUAACAUAGUGCAGAAUAAUCCUUUUCUGAUUAAUAUGGAGUCAAGGAACUCCACUGGCUACUCCUUUCUAAACCAGAAUGAUUCACAGACAGAUGUCUUUUCUUUGGGUCUAACACAAAUGAAUUGUGAAACCAGAAUAUCACCGAUCAACACUCAGAAGAGAAUUGCCCUGAAUUUUAUAAAUUAUCAGAAAAAGGGAACACAUGAAGCAAAAAGACCUGUAAGUGAAGAAGUAUCUGCCCCUAUCUUUUCAUUAGGAGGCUCUCAAUCACCUCGGCAUUGGAACGUUAAGAAAAAUGUGUGGGAGCGACAGAAUCACUCAUUCAACUUACAGUAUGGUGCAGAGCAGACUACAUGUGACAGAUGGUACUCUCAGAAAGAAAACUUGUUCACUAAUCAACAAAAAUGUCUAUCAGAUGAGUCAGAAGGCCUCCUAUGCAAAAGUUCAAAUGGUAGGACUAGCAAGACUUUCUGGAAAGAAUUACCAUCUGUUCCCAGUUUGGAUUUAUUUUGUGCUUCUGACUCUAAUGUAAAUCAAAAAGAAUUCAACAGUCUUUAUUUCUACCAAAGAGGCAGAACAUGUUUAGGACAGAAAAGGCACACUGAAUCUUCAUCUAACCCAGGAGACAAGAAAUCAUUAACAGAUUUCACAUGCUCACAACUACCACAAUUCAAAAAACAACGCCUACUGUAUGAAAAAGUCCCUGGUAGAGUCGAUGGACAAACUCGCCUAAGGUUUUUUUGAAAAAGAAAAGAAUAGUGCUACAUGCAACAUUCCAUUGCUUUUGUUGAUAACCCAGUCACAGAAUGUUUUAGAUUUAGUCAGACAUUAAACAAAAUGCAAUUGUUCUUAGAUGUUUUCCGUUUUCUAUAUUAAGUUUUCCUAAUAUAUAUUCUGCCCUCUAGUUUGCAUCUUUGCAAGUCAAAUAUUCUAGUUAGCAUAGUAAUUGUCUUAAGAUCCAAAUAUCUCUAGAUUAGCCUUUGUUAGGGCGGCAAAAGUGUCAGUUCAGCCUCCAAGAUCCUCUCCCAAACACCCCAUCACACGGAAUUGUCUGGAACAGCCCCAACUUCCCAGAUUGGCUCUUGCAAUAGAAACUUCUAUUCUUUCUCAGAGUGUUUCAUUUCCCUGUGAGGUUUUCCAUGUUCUAAAGGGAGUUACUUGCAUUUAGAUUCAUUGCUGGUGGUAGUGAUGCUGACCUUUGAGGUCUUGUGAGAGGCCUCGCUCUAAGUUCCUAGGUCCAGCUCAAACUUUGUAGGCCUC
Messenger RNA from Miniopterus natalensis, 4937 nucleotides. NCBI's taxonomy places the organism in Eukaryota, Metazoa, Chordata, Mammalia, Chiroptera, Miniopteridae. The record is from RefSeq and is a predicted model, not a curated record.